UGAUCGUUAGUGUUAUCAGUCUGAUUACAGUACUCCAUUCUCACCAAAGUAUGCGCAACCAUCUCGUAGCAAUGAUAAGUCAUACUAGACGAGUAUGUCCCGUUUCUCACCAAACCUCGCCCUAUCGACCACCCCAUCCCACAGACGGUGCUCUACUGUUUGACGACUGGUUAGUACUGACCGGACUCAUCGCAGCCUUUGUCAAGUGGUUCCUGGAAACGUUUGGCGUGAUGGUCAUGCGCGGUAACUGUAUCGCAAUCAAAGUGAUGGAUGCGGCGCAGUACACCACUCUAACCAUUGCUAACGCCGGGCACAGAGCCAAUUCCUGCUUGUCUGGCUGGUGCAGGCGGAAGUAGCUGAUACUGAUAUGGGCAUUGUAUGUACACUUUAUAUCAAAUUAACUGUUCUAUGGCUACAUGACUACUCGAGAGAACGAGAGCGAGAGUUUGGUUCGUUGCACUGUGACUUCGUAUUGGAAACAAUUGAGCGCUGAAAUUACGUCUGGACGUACCUGGUAGUGCUGCCACAGCCGCAAAAGUUAAUUGAAAGACAUUGUUCAAUCAGUAGCAUUUGCCUGUGGCAUCGAACUCGCCAUCUCCCGCCAGACAGUAGCGAUGACUCUGGCAUCCAAGUGGGUGUACAAGUCACCUUGGCGUUGUAUGUCAUCGUACACGUACUUCAUGGGCAUACAUUUGUAUGCUUAUAAUACAAUACAUGCAUUUGUAUACAUUGGUAUGCUUAUAAUAUAUGCAAGUUUGUAUACAUUAUUUUUCUUAUAGAAUAUGUAUUUUCCUAUACAUAUGUAUGCUUGUAAUAUAUGUAUCUUUGAAUGCAUUUGUAUACUUAUAAUAUAUGUAUGUUUAUAUACGUUUAUAUAUCUGUACCAAUUUGCAUGCUUAUAUACACAUACUUUUAUAUUUUUGUGCACUAUUGUAUGCUUAGAAUAUAUGUAUGUUUGUAUACAAUUGUAUGUUUAUAAUAAAUUUUUGUUUGUAUAAAAUUGUAUGUAGACAAUAUAUUUAUGUUUUUAUACAAUUGUAUAUAUAUAUAUAUAUAAUAUGUAUGUUUGUAUGCAUUUGUAAGCUUAUAAUAUAUGAAUGUUUUAUAAACAUAUAUAUAUAUACAUAUUGAUAUAUAUAUAUAUAUAUAUAUAUACAUACAUAUAUAUAUAUGCAACACAAGUUUCAAAUUCAUCGCUAUCUCUAUACGACGGCGGCCACAAGGAGGACCCGACACUUGCAGUCAUUCAUAGUAUGAAACUAGUGUCCGCACGACGAUGUACAGUUUGCGUUAGUGCAAGUGUUUGUGCUUGAGUAGGUAGUACUGGUGUUUAUUUUUGUACUUGAUCCCAGAACGGAAUUGAGUUCCAUAACCUUAUUUUUAUAGCGGUAUUGUCAGGUAUUGUCAAAAGACUUGUGUACAGGAGGGGAGGAGCAUAAACUCACUUUAAAUAACACGAACGUUAAAUUACAGUGUUCCUAGUGUACGUUCAGUGUAUUUCCUAUUAUAUUAAUUGCAUUCUCAGCUACUAUAUGUAUGUACUCUUGUGUUGUACGUCCGGCACUUUCUGCGGGAACAUCAUGCUAUUCUCACAACUUCACAUAGUACUUGAUACCCUUUAAAAGUGUUAGGUUCGUGCAUGUAUUACGUAGAGAAAGUUGCUGCACACGUAACUUCAGAAGCAUGAAUCGAGUACUAAGAUCAAAAUAAACGUUCUGUGACAAUAAGUCUACCCCCUAUUAGAAUGAUUUUAGAUGCAAGUGGCAAGCCUCAUAAGCCAUGCUGCCUCUGGGUUUGAUGUAGAUAGUAUGUCCGGCAAUCUGUCCAGGCUGGACGCCUUUGGUUGAGAACGAAAUGGCCCUUCGAAGUUCGUAGUCCUGUGACACGUAAGUUUUGUUCACUAACACUGGGAAGCUAUUCGUUGCCGCACAAGAAAACGGACGUGUAGUCAAUAUACUAGUUAAUCGGCUUGGUAUUGGAGAGGCUAGUGCAUACCCUAGAGUUUUCGCGUAUUAAGGCCCACCUCGUGACUUUUUCCCCUUGAAUCACCCUUGUUCUGGAUUAACCUUUAUCUUUUCGUAUAUCAGUAUGGUCACCCAAAAUUGCUUUGAAUAUGUACCUGUGCAGUGAAUCGUAUACUACUCAAUCCACCGCGUAAUUGCGUACCGCUACCAGUCCAACAUAGUCUUGAUGCGAUUUCAGAUGUUACAACAGUUAGCUAUAACAGUUGUAACAUCAACAACUACAUUCACAGCAAAGUAAAGAUGUCUUCACCUACAGCAAUUGCGUUCACACGUCCUUCGGAAUAUUUAUGAUUGUUAUUUCUCCCGCUUCUCUCUCUCUCUUUAAUCUCUGCUCUAGUAAAUGUUUAGUAGUUUCAAGUAUGUAGGACAUAGAGACUAUUCUAGAGUGAGAGAGAGAGGAUCAAAUAAUCAAAUAUUCACGUCAUGGGCGCUCUCGGCCCAUUCUGAAAAUUGGAAAUUUCAGAAGGCGGCUUUGCGUGUUUUAAAUUUUUUUAUAAAUAAUAUAUAAAUAAAAAUAGGUAUUGAGUCUUUUUAAUCUUGACUAUGCGAAUUGCCUCGUCUAAAAGACUAAAAUCACCAAAAUAGUAAGUAAGGAAACACAAACAUAGCCUCCUAAAAUUAAAAAAAUAGAUAGAACUACAUGAAUUUCUGUACCAACUAUGUCCAAUCACUUUUUAUUUUAUUUUAUCUAGGACAGUACACAACAGAGUGAAUAGACUGCAAUCGACAAUAUAAUAUGGAAUUCUGGAUGGCGUCUCAUAGAAAGUGAAACAAUUUCUAUUUUUUUUCCACAGACAUUAUGUAGCACAACGCCAAUGGUUUCACAUAGUGAUACAGACUACAGUCUACUCUACCCUCAGGUCUCAGGCUCUCAGCCCUUUAAAAAAAAAAAAAGACAAACAGUCAACAGAGCCCAGAGAGAGGGUACAGACCCGGUAGAGUGUAUACCGCAAACUCUACUGAAUCUACUGACUCUCUCUCUGAGUCAGAGAGAGAGACUGGGAGAGAGAGAGUGUGUGAGUGGGUAGUAAAGAGUAGAGAGUAGAGACGCUAUUACUCAGAAACCAUGCUACAUGCACUGUUGCAGGCUUGCAGACUCUCUAAAUACCACUACUCUCUCUAUUGUGUAAGCGUGAGUCGUGACUCUCGUGAGAGCGAGAGAGAGAGCAGUGGCACAGUGCACUGAGAGUGAAAGUCUGAGACAGACUGAGUGCAGUCGCCAGUUCGCCACUACUACUAGAGAGAGAAAGUGAGCAGUAGAGUGAGUGGUGGGUAGUGGGUAGUGGGUUGUUGGUAGUGAGUACUGGCCCGGGUACUGAAUAGUGAAUUAGUGACCAGGUAGUGACACUGACACAGUCAGCAACUGCCUGGUGGCUAACCUCAUUACGUUUCCCGUUAAAAAAACGCAAAAAAGCGUUUACGUUCAAAGUUUAUCCUAAUAUACAAAUAGAUACAUUUUUUGAAGCGGCCUAGCUGUCACGAAUUGUCCUAUUUUUCGAUUUGUGUCAGUUGUAAAUAGUUUCAAAUCGCCUUUUAAUUAAAGAAAAGGUCAAUUUCUCAGGUG
This is a messenger RNA of Sphaeroforma arctica JP610, 3588 nucleotides long. RefSeq lists its product as hypothetical. The transcript has a single exon. The coding region runs from base 51 to 356 and encodes 101 amino acids. NCBI's taxonomy places the organism in Eukaryota, Ichthyosporea, Ichthyophonida. The record is from RefSeq and is a predicted model, not a curated record.